AGACCACCGGACGGCUUGCUCAUUGCAGUGAAAGACGAGGCGUUCAGCAACAUCACUUUUAUGGAGACGCAGUUCAAUGGCGCGGCGUUCGGGCGAGUGGACAUGCUUCACAAGGCCACCUGCAGGUCGGUGCGCGUCGUGAACUGCCACGCUCGUGGCGGCAACGCGGAGCAGGAUCCGACCAGAAGGGGCACGUGCCCACUCGCUGCGUUCAGUUCGGGGAAGCGCAAGAUUCGUGUGCGCCGGAACUCGGGUUCGCCUACGUUUUUUGACGAGCGCGUCCUGGAUUCUGACGGUCCAGUUUCCGUGGGAUGUCUGCAGCGGGAGCGC
Molecule: messenger RNA, 330 nt
Organism: Prorocentrum cordatum
Lineage: Eukaryota; Dinophyceae; Prorocentrales; Prorocentraceae
Source: the annotation of a GenBank genome assembly